ACCGAUUCUUUUUCUUUUCCAGUUUACCGAGAAUCCUGAACAUCUCCUUCACAUCUACUUUUGCUUCUCUCUCCUUCAUCCAUCGCCUGAUAUGCCGUUAUUCAUCCUGUUUGUCUCUUUUGCAUCAUUCUACAUAAUUCGUUUUUACCAUCAUCAAGCAAUCUUCUCGUCGAGCACCAUGGCAGUUCGAUCCCGCUUAAACUUGAAGAACAAUUUCUUCUGCAAUUUAAACACCUUGACAUUCCCUUUGAUAUACGUAUGGAAUUCUUGUUGCAAAGUAAGAUGAUGCAAGUAAGAUGAUUUGGACGGCAGAAAAAAGUACACGCACACGUGGAUAUUAAUGAACAUCGAUAUUGGAACACCGUGUCGUCAGUUUCGAAGUGAUGCAGAUAUGCACUUAUUGACACACAUGCGUGUAUAUACGUAUAUGCAAACGCCUCGAUUUGCGCCACGUGUCUUCACGUGCAGAAGUCGCGUGCGGACCGGAAGCCGGAUACUUUGGCCUUACUCACGGCCCGUAAUACGGAAUGAUACAGAAUCCCGAUUGUUUGGAUUUACAUCAUCCCUUUACAUAAAAUUCCGGCCCGAAGAGCGCACAUUCACGCGAUACCUAUGGGAACCGGGCACCCUCCUGUGCGUCUAUCCGGGAGGCAUCAAAAGGCACGCAAGGAACGAUAACAUCGCACAAACAGCAAGAAUUCACACGGGAAUGGAAAAGAGCAGUUUCCGGCUCCUUUCUUCUCUUAUAUCCGCUUGAGCCUGAGCGACGAGAAGAUCGCUUCCUCCACCUCUCGGUCUCCUUGACCGAGUGCAACGCAGAAUCCGGCCGGCGGUCGCACAAUCAAGGGCCCACGCUCGCACACACGCUCGCGCACACGAGUCGCCGCGGACGUUCCCACGAAAGUCGCCCCUCCCGAUUUUCGUUCCCCCUUCGACGACGAUGUACGUACCCUCUCGCUCCCUCCCGAGCGCCGGGGUUUCGCUCUUCACCUCGACGAGCCGCACGGGGCCCCUCCGGUGCCCCACUCCAUCCCGAGGGCGCACACCUCCGAUCAUCCCCACCAGGAUCGCGGGAUACACCACGCGGUCGUGUGUCGUCCCUGCGUCCUCCCGCACACGACAUACGUCCGCCGCCACGCGACCAGUGCACACGCACAUCCUGCAGCAACUGCAGCAGCCGAGAGUGCGUCCAGCGCGCGACUUCUUCUUCCACGCACGCGACCGCGAGCGACGUCGCGGGUAGCCGCGGCACGUGAGCGCCGAUAAACUCUACCGCCGUCGCGAAACAAGUGCCAGGACCGAUUGCUCCUUUCGCGGUCAUCACUUCAGCCCUGACCUUCCUCAAGAUCUCGCGAAACAGUCGUCGACACUCGAACGCAACACUCGAAUUUUCAAGAUUCGUCAAGAAAUUAUCUGGAGAAUUUGACGACAACGAUAUAGCAACAUAAUCUUCCCCAGGAUUCACGAGUUUAAUGAAAAUUAGAUCCUUAAGGAAAUUACCUCUUCAACAGUGAAAAUUCUUCGAUUCUCUUCAGGUUUUCCAGAGGAGAUUUUGCAAAUAUGGUCAUCCAUUUUUCAAAUAGAUGUUGAAAGCUAUGCGAUUUUUUAAUGAGUGAAAAAAUUGUGUUUGAUUUCAUCUCGAUUAAUACUGCGGAUUUGUUCAAAUAUAAACAGUGUCUGUAUGACCUAUUUUAUUGUGAUCAAAGAGUUCAGCCGGAUAAAAUUCGAAUAAAUCAUCACAUUUUUCUCUCUUGAGAAAUUAUAAAUCAGAUAUAAUUUCCAUCUAGUAAUAACAUCUAUCGUCACCUGGAUCAUCUGAUUGGCUCCCUGCCUUUAUCAAGUUGUCGAUGCUUAUCAGAGACCAUUAAUUCAUUCUCCGUCGUGUCGACCGCAAUAACAUCUCGCAUCGUCAUGGAAUCGAACGCUCCCAGCAUCAGACGGUAACGCGAUCGAUUUGAGUAUUUCUUUGACUCGCAAGAAGUUUACGCCGUCUUAUCCCCUCCGUCCGAUCCUCUCACGGAGCAACAUGUGGCGAGUGGUAGUCGCACGUUCCGAUGACAACAGCACCCUGCUCUCCUCCGAAAUCACUUCCGGCGCAGUCGCACCAGGUCACCUGUCAACGCUACCGGCGCCGCCGUCGGGUCAUCAUUGGGGUUACCCACCGCCGCCCCAUCAUCCACCGUAUCAGCCGCCGCAGCAUCCGGAUAUGCGUCAUCAUCACGAUAUGCGGCCGCCUGGACCUCACGAGCUGCGACACGCUACCGCGGUACCAGGUGAUCUUAGGAACCAGGAGUUGCGGCAUGAGAUGCAGCGGCCGGAUCUUCGACAUCCGGAGAUACAGAGGCAUCAGGAGUUAUCCAGGCAUGACAUCGCCAGGCAUCAGGACGUUCGACAUCAAGAUAUGCCAGGCAUGCGAUCUGAUAUGUCAGAGAUGCGGUCUAAUCAUGAAUUUUUGGAAUUGAAGAUCGAUACGGAAUUAAGAAGUCAGGACAGUAGCCAGCAACAGCAACAACAGCAGCAGCAACAGCAACCACAACAAAAUCAAGGACAUCAACAGAGAAAUCUGAAGAGGACCAUGAGCGAUUCUGACUGCGACGAUGUGUUUUCGGAGGAGAGCGGCAAAGAACCAUGCAACUCGCCCGGAGGAGACUCCUGCCAGCACGCAUCGCGGAAACGCAGGAGGGGGAUGAUCGAGAAGAAGCGUCGCGACAGAAUCAAUGCGUCCCUCGGUGAGCUGAGAAGAUUAGUACCAGCGGCCGCUAGGGAUCCUCACAGCGGAAAGCUAGAAAAAGCGGAAAUCUUGCAGCUUACUGUCGAACAUUUGCGCACGCUACGCAAUAAGGGACCGGAAGGCUAUGACAGCACAAAACUAGCCAUGGAUUAUCACGCGGUAGGUUGGGGUGAGUGCGCUGCUGAAGUGGGUCGGUACUUGGUGACCAUGGAGGGCCUGGACGAGAGAGAUCCGCUUCGGCUACGACUGCUGUCGCAUCUGCAGAGCUUCCACCGGGAACAUCCACCGUCGGCCGUGCCCUCGGCGGUACCUGCGGCGUCUACGACGUUGACCUCCACCUCCACUGCCAGUAGCUACGAGCCCCCGGCGAGCACGGUCUCCGCCGGGAUGCCGCCCGGUCCAGGGACUAUGCCGCCGCUUCUGGGCGGCUGGGGCCAGUACCCGGGUCAGUAUCCCCAGCAGCAGCACGGGAAACCCUAUCGACCCUGGGGCGCGGAAUUGGCCUACUGACCUUGAGCCCUCGAUGCACAAUCGACGGCCACGAUCGCGGUCGUUUGGUGCAAAAGCCGACAAUAAGAACACUAAUGAGAUUGUAGAAUUUACUUUCUUCUUGCAGUACAAGGAAAACGAUGACGUAAUGCGUCAUUGGAUUUUAUGUUACAAGUAUUUUUGUCAAUAUUUUUUCUGUCCAACGAGGAGAACAUAAGGGCCCUCUUUUACUAAUCGAAUCAGCCAAUCUAUUCGUAAAACAAUUUAAGCAAUAGCAUAUAUUUCGCGCUCAUUCGUUUUGAAGUAUUUUUUGUUGAUACUAAAAUAAACAAUUUAUAAGAUUUAUGAGUAGCGCAUAUCGUGUUUAAUAUAAUUAUUCGCGAAAUGAGUCAAUAUGAGCAGCGAGAAUUUCGUGUAUAUACAUAUUAUAUAUUUUUUGUACAAUAUUUUAUACUUUAUUAACAUAUCUCAGGAAUAUUCAACGACCAAAACUAUAUCGAUGCAUUUCCAAUGAGUGAGACAAUGAUAGUCAUAUAUGAAUACCUAAACUAAAAAAGAUAUUUAUUGAUAGUGAAAAUUUGUACAUAGAUUGUAUAUACACACGCUUAAAUGUAAAUAAUAAGACAUAUUUGUAAUUUUGUCUCGUAAUCGAUUACCGGUUUGCGUAUUGGCUUUGUAUAAUUGCCUCAUUCGUUUCCGAAUGAUAAACGAUUGCGCGAGCGUGUAAAGUCCAGCGUGAAUAAAAAGAAAGAAGACAAAGACAAGAAGAGAGGGUGAGAGGAGAUUAUCGUACGCAUACCGGAACGUGCCAUUUAUGCAUUUUGAUGUUUACGUGUGAGAGGUCCAAGUAUUUUUGCAAUACGAUUUUGUAAUAAAACGAUAACA
Camponotus floridanus (Florida carpenter ant) is the source of this 4105-nucleotide messenger RNA. RefSeq names its product hairy/enhancer-of-split related with YRPW motif protein (gene Hey). Gene Ontology annotation, biological process: anterior/posterior pattern specification; regulation of transcription by RNA polymerase II; regulation of neurogenesis. The record is from RefSeq and is a predicted model, not a curated record. The coding region runs from base 2027 to 3241 and encodes 404 amino acids. Gene Ontology annotation, molecular function: protein dimerization activity; RNA polymerase II cis-regulatory region sequence-specific DNA binding; DNA-binding transcription factor activity, RNA polymerase II-specific. Lineage: Eukaryota; Metazoa; Arthropoda; Insecta; Hymenoptera; Formicidae. Gene Ontology annotation, cellular component: nucleus. The transcript has 6 exons.